AUGCACGUGCCACAACUUGACCAGCUGUCGAAUGAAGUGGUACUCACACUGAAUGAUCCAACGCCAUUUCCGGCUGGACAAGCGCUGCGUCCUAUACUGAGAACACGCAAGGACGACACACCCUUUUCCACCAAAGAAUCUGCUGAGUUAAUGAGAUACUUCAUCGACAAUUGCGCUUGCUUCUUCGACUUCAGCGAUGCCGACAGACAUUUCGCGGACGAGGUCCCCCUCAGAGCUCGCCAGAAUGCAACGUUGGCCAACGCGAUGCUGGCCCUGGCUGCUCGGCAUCGAAGUCGGACGGGCGAGUUUGAACAUUUCGCAGCCGAUCGAUAUUACAACGUGUGUCUUCAAACCAUGAUCCCAAAGCUCGGGGACAAGUCGGCGAUCCAAGACGAUGAGCUUCUUGCAGCCAUAGUCAUUCUACGACUAUUGGAAGAGAUGGAUGUACCAAUCGUGGGAUCAGACCCUCAGAAACACCUCUUCGGGACCCAGGCCCUUAUCAACGCGUCUCAGGCUCGCCCUCAGCUAUCAGCAACGGCAUUGAGAAAGGCGUGCUAUUGGGCGGCUUUUCGCCAGGAAAUUUUCAUGUCCAUCACUACGCAAAGACCUUUCAACCUGAUUCUGCCCGAGAUGCAGCCGCCUUCGAGCCCUGCGGAUGACUGGUCGUGGACGGUCCAGGCCACGUACCAAUGUGGCAAAGUACAGGCCUUUGUCUUUGGCGAGGAAUCUACAACGAUGUCAAGGUAUCUGCAAUUAAUGGAAGAUAUCGAGACAUGGCAAAGAGAUCGUCCAGCAUCUUUUGACCCUGUAUACCAAGGGCUGAACCGUCUGGAGCACGCUUUUCCAGAUAUUCGGAUUCAGAUGGAUUGUCACGUCAUGGGUUGGCAAUACAUAACCAUGGCACAUCUGUUGCUCAGCGCACACCGUCCAUUGCCCCGUGUUGGUCCAUCCCAUAGGCGAACAAUGAUGGACAUGGAAGAGGUCGUCAAACGAGACGUCAGGACAUUAUGCGGAAUAGCUCAGUCAAACCCACAAACCCCUCCGGCUAGCCUAGUGGCCUGUAUGGCCGUAGCAUUGUGCAAGUUCGCCUCUCCUAGCAUUGGGUCCUAG
Fonsecaea pedrosoi CBS 271.37 is the source of this 1110-nucleotide messenger RNA. RefSeq lists its product as uncharacterized. Gene Ontology annotation, biological process: positive regulation of transcription by RNA polymerase II. The record is from RefSeq and is a predicted model, not a curated record. Gene Ontology annotation, cellular component: nucleus. Bases 1 to 1110 code for a protein of 369 amino acids. NCBI's taxonomy places the organism in Eukaryota, Fungi, Ascomycota, Eurotiomycetes, Chaetothyriales, Herpotrichiellaceae. The transcript is spliced from 3 exons. Gene Ontology annotation, molecular function: DNA-binding transcription factor activity; transcription cis-regulatory region binding.